CUGCACACUUAUUGUAGUGAAUAUUUAGAAAUGAAAUAUUUCAUUAUAUUAUUAGUGGUGCAUUUAUGUAAUGCAGUUAUUUAUAAACUCAAUGAUACGGAGUUAGAUCGAUUUCCUCCUGUAUACUAUCUAGAUGAUUAUGACAAAUGCCUGCGCAAACCAAAUGCAGUUUACUGCACUGUUGACGCCUAUCUGGUGUCGGAUACGCCUAGUGAUUUACUUACUAUUAUUCAGGAAUAUUCCCAGCAUCGACAUAGUCAUUUUAAUCACUCGCAAAUUACAUAUGGGAUGUGCCUUACAUCAACAUGUAAUAACUAUACAAAUUUGGACCGAAAACAGAACCUUGAGAAAUGCCUUAACGAAACACUUUUGAAGGAUUAUUCACUUAAAGCAAGAGUUCAAGAGCUAUCUUGCACUAAACGCGAUGAAUUUCAAGUGGACGCGUUAGAUAGAGUCGCUGCAUUCAUAUUUUUUGGUAUAUUAUUCAUGAAUUUCAUAGGAACCGUGUAUGAUGUUUUUUCAAAGGAAAGUUCUGGUUUUAGUUUAUUGAGAUGUUUCUCGAUUCGUAGAAAUAUGAAAAAAUUAGUUGAUACCAGCGAAAAGAAUGCUUCGCUUCAAAAUAGAUUGAAUUGCCUAGAUGGAUUAAGGACAAUCCUUCUGAUAGCAAUAUUGAUUGGUCAUGCAUUUAUCACAAGUAUAGUAAACGUUUCCAAUACAUCCGUCGUAGAGGAGAUUUUUAACUACACGCCAUUGCAUUGGAUAACGAAUUUGCCGAUAACUAUGUGUUGCUUCUUUUUUAUAUCAAGCUUUGUGCUUGCCUAUAAUUUGCAAACCAGUGACGAUAACUACGAAUCUUGGACAUGUAUUGGAAGAAGAAUGUUCAAACGAUGGUGCAGAUUUACACCUGCUUAUGCCAUUGCCCUUUUGUUUAUUAUGACCUGGUACAGACAUCUUGGAGAUGGACCUUUUUGGAUGAAUAUAUACAAGGACAGGAUAGAAGCAUGUCGAAGUAUCGGAUGGUAUAACAUGCUAUACGUAAAUAACUUUGUCGAUGGUUCAGUAUGCAUGGUGCAAGGUUGGUAUUUAGCGGCGGAAAUGCAGUUACAUCUUCUUGGACUCAUUGUAUGCAUCUUUUUCAAAGGCCUAUCAAGAAUACGUGUUCUAAUAGUACUGUUUAUUAUUGGAUUACUCAUACCAGGGGUACUUACCUACAUUUAUGACCUGGAUAUGCAGUUAACACCGUCAGCUGAGUUAUUUCGUCAGUACUUCCUGCCGGACCCAACCUUUCGCUAUGUGUAUCGGCAUAGUUUCACCAACUUAGCAUGCUAUGUCAUGGGUCUCGCAAUGGGGCUCCUGACAUAUAAAUUGCAAAGGACAAAUUUUGAUAUUCAGAAAUAUAAGAAAUGGAUUCCUCUAUAUUAUUCAGCUAUAAUAUUAAACACGGGAAUUAUGUAUUCAGCAUCAAUAAAUUACCAGGACAGACCUCGCUUGUCGAUCACCACACGAAUGAUUAUGUCAGCAGUAAUGAAGCCGUUGUUGACCGCCAGCACUAGCGUCCUUGCUUUUGGUGUCAUUUUUAAAUAUGAAAGAAGUCUCUGCGGUCUUCUUGAAUGGCGAGGAUGGACUGUACUAAACAGACUUGGUUACUGUUGCUACUUAAUAAACUUACCUUUUAUUGAUUAUCUACUUGGUUCUGAAGCUUUGAUACGAACAGGAUAUACUGUGAAGUUCACGGCAUCCUGUGGAAUAGUCAUCAUGACACUUUUGCUGGCGCUAUUUUUGUGGCUUCUAGUUGAAAACCCUUUUGCCUUAAUAACGAACGAGCUCUUUAAAGGAAGAAACCACGUUGAGAAUGGGGCAAUUUCGAAAAUUGUCGCCAAUGGGACAUCUUCGAACAUUGCCGGCAAUGGGACACCUUCGAACAAUGUGGGCAAUGGUACACCUUCAAACAAAGUAGGCAAUGGGAUAUCUUUAAACAUAAUCCGCAAUGGGACAUCUUCAAACAAUGUCGGCAAUGGGACACUUUCGAACAAAGUAGGCAAUGGGACAACUUCGAACAAUGUUGGCAAUAGGACAACUUCGAACAAUGUCGGCAAUGAUGUAUAUUUAUGUCACAAAACGGUUAACGGCAGUGCGUCUGACAAGAAAAGUAUAUAAAUGGAAAUUGAUUCAAAUAUGUAAUGUUAAUUAUUUAGUUUAUUUCUUAGUGCGGUGGGAUUCGUACUUAACAACAACUAACUUAAUUAUGAACGUAAUAUAAGCCUAAAAUAGUUAAAGCAUGUUCUAUCACGUUACAAUAUGAGCUAUUUAGUUAGAGAAUAAAAAAUAGUUUCAUAAAUGGGUGAGAGCAGUGUUGUUAUUGGCUCAUCACUGAGGCCGUAGGUUCGAUCCCCGGCUAUUGGUGUAUGGCCUUUCUUUCUAUGUUCCCAAUUAACAUUCGCUCGAACGGUAAAGGAAAACAUCGUGAGGAAAUCGGCCUUAGGCCCAAAAAAGUAGACUGCGUGUGUCAGGCUCAGGAGGCUGAUUCCCUACUUGCCUAUUAGAUUGACAAAUGAUUAUGAAACAG
Molecule: messenger RNA, 2566 nt
Organism: Pieris brassicae (large cabbage white)
Lineage: Eukaryota; Metazoa; Arthropoda; Insecta; Lepidoptera; Pieridae
Product: nose resistant to fluoxetine protein 6-like
Exons: 13
Coding region: 31-2157 (708 amino acids)
Molecular function (GO): acyltransferase activity, transferring groups other than amino-acyl groups
Source: RefSeq, a predicted model, not a curated record